CCGUAGGUCGGCGCGGGAGCCGCUUCUAUAAACCUAAGUUUCUACGAGCACUAAUCUUCAAUCAAGCCAUCUAAACCAAGAGCAAUCCGGCCGCGCAACCAGCACCAUGGACGACAUCACCGCCACGUCGUGCCGCUGCAGCAGCGUGGUGUUCGUGGGCAACAUCCCGUACCAGGCGAGCGGGGAGGAGCUCCGGGACGCGUGCGAGGAGAUCGGCCCCGUGGUUUCCCUCCGCGUGGCCGCCGACAAGGGCACCGGCAGGCCCCGCGGCUUCGCCUUCUGCGAGUACCUCGACGACGAGACGGCCCGCAGCGCCUGCCGCAACCUGCACGGCCACCCGCUCCACGGUCGCGCGCUCCGCGUCGGCAUCGCCGCACCGGAGCAGCAGCAAGGGUGCCGACGCGUCGGCGGCGACGACCCGAGCCUGCCCGUGGGCGUGGAGGGCGCCGCGCACGCCGCGUCGCAGGUGUCCGGGACGCCCAGCGCCGCCGUGACGAGGUACCUGGCGGGGCUGAGCCGGCGCCAGCUGCGUGAGUUCCUCGACGCCGUGGCGAUGGAGCCCGCGGAGUCCGUGGAGCGGGCGAAGCGGGAGUUCAGAGGGCUCGCGACGUUAAUCGAGCAGGCGGGGAUACUGCUCGACAUGGCGGCCGCAAGCGACGCCGGUGCGGCUGGUAAGCGCCCUGGCGGUCUGCCGGAGUCGGGGCGGGGUGCACCGCCGAAGGUGAGAAAGUUGGACGAUGGCACGUCAGUUGCUUGGACCGUUGCAGGCGUUGUUGCAUGCCGCUGAUGGGUCAACUGUUUUAUUUGUUUUCUAGGUAGGAGUAACUUCUAAUUUUUCAUCAAGUAGUAUAUGCAGAAAUUUAGAACUCAACAACUAGGUCAACAUAAGUACAUAACUAUGAAAAUAAACAUAACUCUAAGUACAUAACUAUGAAAAUAAACAUAACUCUAGAGAAUAACAAAAGCAUUACAUAGUAUAACUAACGACUCACUAGUAUGCGAGUGCUCAUACUUUUGUCCAGUGUUAUGUCAAAACACUUGACAAAGACACCGCCCCGACCCCCACAAGCCCUACCCCUAAGGCCUUGUUCGGUUAAACCUAUCCUGGAGGGGAUUGAAGAGGUUUGAAGGGAAUUGGAUGGGAUUUUGACUUGUAUGGGAUUUAGUCCACCCCAAUCCACUUCAAUCCCCUUCAGUUUUGUUGCGACCGAACAAGUCCUAAACGGAGUGCAAGAAAAAAAACACUCUACAAACGGUUGGUACUUGACAAAACCUUGAAAACACGGGCAAAGAAUUGGUCGCUCGGCAAAAUCAGUGAUAUGUGCCCUUCCUCGACGCAACUGGCAGAAGAGUGACAACGUGGUCUCAUUUUCGGAAUGCCUGUCAGACCGCCAAAGGUGAGAUUGUUGGAGGAUGGCAUGUCAGUUCCUUGGACAGUUCCAGGCGUUGUAGUG
This is a messenger RNA of Triticum aestivum (bread wheat), 1454 nucleotides long. RefSeq names its product cleavage stimulating factor 64-like. The transcript has a single exon. Gene Ontology annotation, molecular function: mRNA binding. The record is from RefSeq and is a predicted model, not a curated record. The coding region runs from base 107 to 787 and encodes 226 amino acids. Lineage: Eukaryota; Viridiplantae; Streptophyta; Magnoliopsida; Poales; Poaceae. Gene Ontology annotation, cellular component: mRNA cleavage and polyadenylation specificity factor complex.